Messenger RNA from [Candida] anglica, 1858 nucleotides. Lineage: Eukaryota; Fungi; Ascomycota; Pichiomycetes; Serinales; Debaryomycetaceae. The record is from the annotation of a GenBank genome assembly.
AAAAGAUUCACUUGAAACAGUUUAAAAAAUCACUUCUGACCCGUAUAUUCCAGGAUGCAGACUGUGUACAUCAUCGACGUGAAGAGCGGGAACUUACAGUCUCUCUCGAAUGCUAUCAAACACAUUGGUGGGUAUGAAAUCGUAUUCAUCACCAAUGCCGGAGAAUUCCAACAAUAUGACUCUCAAAUUGAACGUCUUUUAUUCCCUGGGGUUGGUAACUAUGCCCAUUUUGUGAAGCAGUUGCACGACCGUGCGCUUGUGGAGCCCAUCCGGGCCUAUAUUGAGAGCGGUAGAGCGCUCAUGGGGAUCUGUGUAGGGUUGCAAUCAUUAUUCCGUGACAGUGAAGAAUGUUCCGACGGGGUCCAAGGGUUAGGAUAUCUUGAUCUUAGUUUAUACAAGUUCAAUAAGGAAGACCCUAUCUUCCAAGAACGUGGCUUGAUCAAGUCUGUGCCCCACAUCGGGUGGAAUAGUGUCAGUGAAAUCCGUAAGAGUGGAGAAUUACUUGAUGAAAAUGAAUCCCUUUUCAGUAUCAACACCACCAACAAGUAUUAUUUCGUUCAUUCUUAUGCUGCCAUCUUGAAGACUCAAGAAAUUAAGGAUAAGAUUGCCCAAUAUGCCUCGCAAGGUUGGGACUUUGUGUAUGCCAAUUAUGGAUCUGAACAAUUUCUUGCUGCCGUUUCCUACAAGAAUUUCUUUGCUACUCAAUUCCACCCAGAGAAGUCAGGGGUUGCUGGAUUGAAAGUAUUGAAGAGUUUCUUGGAAGGGAGCAAAUAUGACGUUGUUUCUGCCCAUGACAUCCAAAAGCCCGUUAAUGGACAAACGGUUGAGAAGACGUUGGGUGGGUUGACCAGAAGAAUCAUUGCUUGUUUGGACGUUAGAACCAACGACGAUGGAGACUUGGUGGUGACCAAAGGUGACCAAUACAACGUUAGAGAAGCAUCAUCUUCCGAUUCUGAAGAAAGUAAAGUGAGAAACUUGGGGAAACCAGUAGAAUUGGCCACCAGAUAUUAUCGUCAAGGUGCUGAUGAAGUCACUUUUUUGAACAUUACUUCGUUCAGAAACUCUCCUUUACAAGAUUUACCCAUGUUACAAGUGUUGAGCAAAGCGGCAGAAUCUAUUUUCGUACCGUUGACGGUUGGGGGUGGGAUCAAAGAUAUGGAGGAUCCAGUGACCAAAAAACGAGUUCCUGCAGUGCAGGUGGCGGACUUGUACUUCCGUUCCGGAGCUGACAAGGUUAGUAUUGGGUCCGAUGCUGUGAACAUUGCUGAGAAGUACUAUGCCAACGGGGGUAAGGGAGAUGGUACGUCAUCCAUUGAAACCAUUUCUGCCACGUUUGGGAAUCAAGCAGUGGUUAUUUCCGUUGAUCCAAAGAGGAAAUAUGUGUCGAGUCCAGAAGAUACUACUCAAGAAGUCAUUCAAAUAAUCGAUCCGGCUAAAUAUGGCCCCAAUGGAGAACAAUAUUGCUACUACCAAGUGACAUCACAGGGUGGAAGAAAGACCCACGAAUUGGGGGCAUUGGAACUCUGUGUGGCAUGCGAAAAGCUUGGUGCUGGUGAAGUUUUAUUGAACUCUAUUGACCACGAUGGGUCGAACAAGGGCUACAACUUGGAGCUUUUGAACCAGGUGAAGAGUAGAGUGUCUAUCCCAGUGAUUGCCAGUUCCGGUGCUGGGAACCCUGCGCACUUCCAAGAGGUGUUUGAGAUGGACUGUGGAAUCGACGCUGCCUUGGGGGCUGGUCUUUUCCACCGUAAUGAAUAUGCGGUUAAUGACGUUAAGAGAUUUUUACAGCUGCAAAAGAUGGAUGUUAGAUUAGAUGACAAGGUUGAAUUGUGAUCUUAAAUAGAAUGGAAUCAUAGAA